AUGAAGAUCAUAAUAAAUGUAGAAUCGUUGUCAUCAUCUGAAAAAUCAAAACCUUUGGAUUCAUUAUUGAAAAUAGAAGAAGCAGAUUUAACGAAUCUAACGGUUACUGUAGCUGCAACUGAUGCUACAUCAGCUAGUAGCACAACUUUAAUUUCAACUACUACUGCCACCACCAAUUCUACUAGUGUUAAUAAUAGUGGUUCAACAAUGGAUACACCGUUUGCAAAAACCAUUAUAGGAAUUACUGUUUUUGUUCUAAUGAUUGGUAUGUUAACCAUCAUAAUUUUGGUUUGUAAAAGACGGCGAAAAGCACUAUCAAAUCGUGGGUUAAGACCUUUGACAUUGUCACCUUCAAGUAAUGACGGAGAUCGUCGUCGUAGUGGAUCAAAAAAUAGUAAUAAAAGCGAAUCCGUCACCACCACCGUCACAUCGCCAAAGUCUCUAUCACAACAACAACAACAACCACGUUUAUCAAUGAGAAUUUGCGCAAAAGAUGAUGACCAUCCCGCAGCUGUUAAAGUAGAAGGUUAUUGUUAUUAUGAUGAUGAUUCUUCGCUUUCUAAACUUCUAAGGGCAGAUGAACAUUAUAGUGAUCAUGAAAAUCACCAUACAUUAUUAUAUUACAUUCGUGGAGGCUAG
Messenger RNA from Entrophospora sp. SA101, 639 nucleotides. The record is from the annotation of a GenBank genome assembly. Lineage: Eukaryota; Fungi; Glomeromycota; Glomeromycetes; Entrophosporales; Entrophosporaceae.